Ipomoea nil (Japanese morning glory) is the source of this 985-nucleotide messenger RNA. Its product is annotated as LOB domain-containing protein 4-like. The coding region runs from base 306 to 836 and encodes 176 amino acids. The record is from RefSeq and is a predicted model, not a curated record. Lineage: Eukaryota; Viridiplantae; Streptophyta; Magnoliopsida; Solanales; Convolvulaceae. The transcript has 2 exons.
UCUCACAUACACCCUUUACUCUUUGUUUUAUAUAUAUAUUAUUCUCUUAUUAAAUAUAUACUGUUCACUUAAAGCUAAACCAACACACUCCCUCAUCUGCUGUCCUUUUGUGACAGUUAACAGCAUUGUCUGCAGACUUUUGAGGUAGUUAUAUAUACAUACAUGCAUACUAUGUAUGUAGUGUAUGUACUAUGAAAGAGGAUGCUGUUUAUGUUGUUGUUAUUGACUGAUCUGAACAAGUUUAAAGUUAGUUGAAUUGAGAGUUAAGUGUAUAUAUAUAUAUAUAGGUGCAGUUAUAGAUAUAUAUGAUGAAGGAAAGUGGCAGGAAACAAGGUGCAACUUCCCCUUGUGCUGCUUGCAAGCUGCUGAGGAGGAGAUGUGCCCAAGACUGUGUUUUUGCACCUUAUUUCCCUGCUGAUGAGCCCCAGAAGUUUGCCAGUGUGCAUAAGGUUUUUGGUGCUAGCAAUGUCAACAAGAUGCUGCAGGAGUUACCGGAGCAUCACCGUGGCGACGCCGUGAGCUCGAUGGUGUACGAGGCAAAUGCAAGGGUGAGGGAUCCAGUUUACGGCUGUGUAGGGGCGAUAUCAUCGUUGCAGCAACAAAUCGACAUGCUCCAAACGCAAUUGGCGAUGGCGCAGGCGGAGGUGGUGCACAUGAGGAUGCGGCAGUCGGUGUCUUCCGGUGGCGGCACCGCCACGAACUCGCCGGAGAACAUGGCUUCGCCGCCGACACCUUAUCAUCAUCACCACCAUCAUCAUCAAACCAGGUCCCAUUUUAGCAUGGACAUGGUGAUGGACCAGGCAACAUGGGGGAGUAGCCAUUGUGGUUAUGCUUAGUAGGCUAGUGGUUCGACCAACUAGCAUGCUUGCGGUGUCUUUUUUUUUUUUUUUUGGUCUAAUAUUUUGUUGGCUAUCAUUAUGCUCUCUUUUCUUUAUUGUCUGCCCAUCUUUCUUUGUCACUUUUGCUCACUAAACAUCUUUAUAGC